Molecule: messenger RNA, 675 nt
Organism: Penicillium soppii
Lineage: Eukaryota; Fungi; Ascomycota; Eurotiomycetes; Eurotiales; Aspergillaceae
Exons: 1
Coding region: 1-675 (224 amino acids)
Source: RefSeq, a predicted model, not a curated record
AUGGCCCCGUCACCCUCCCGCAUCGCGGGAGACCCCAAAGACGCAUUCAUAGAACCCCCUGCCAUCAGACGCCAGCGUUUAGUCAACGCCAUGGCAAAGCAAAAAGAGCAGCUCUGGCAGAACAACAAUCCCGGCAUUCCUCCCAUUCCAAAAACAAGACCGUCCCACGCUGAUAUUUCCAAGGAGAUCGUCCAAACAAUCAACUGGAUCCACCGGCACUUCAACCACCCUAACCCUUUUGCGGUGUCACCAGAAGCCGAGACGAACAAAGUGCACGACGACAAUGCCAAAGAGUAUGACCGGCUCAUCCGCGACAUUCAAGUCCAGCAGUUCAACCUCGGACUACUUGUGCUUGGAGAUAGUCCGCAGAGCUUUUUUGCCCAGUCCAUGUCGACGCUCGCGUGUAUUAAACACUGUCAGCUCGCGCUUGGACAAACUACCUUCCAAGAUACCCCGUGUGUCUUUCAAUACCCGGGACUGGGGCAGUAUGGAAAUUUUGAACCCACAGAUGACAAUUUGGAGGAACUUCGACAUGCUGUUCAUUGGUUCAAGAGGGCUGAGGUCUAUAUGGAACCCUGCGCAGCGGUAUUCCGUGUGAUUUGGUUUGAGUCUUCGCAGAAAGUGGACACCGCUGUGAGAAUUGACUGGGUUGAGGGGUUGGGGCUUAUUGAUUGA